This is a messenger RNA of Rhopalosiphum padi (bird cherry-oat aphid), 3145 nucleotides long. Its product is annotated as 116 kDa U5 small nuclear ribonucleoprotein component. Gene Ontology annotation, molecular function: translation elongation factor activity; GTP binding; U5 snRNA binding. Gene Ontology annotation, cellular component: U2-type catalytic step 2 spliceosome; U4/U6 x U5 tri-snRNP complex; cytosol. The transcript is spliced from 13 exons. NCBI's taxonomy places the organism in Eukaryota, Metazoa, Arthropoda, Insecta, Hemiptera, Aphididae. The coding region runs from base 137 to 3064 and encodes 975 amino acids. The record is from RefSeq and is a predicted model, not a curated record. Gene Ontology annotation, biological process: mRNA splicing, via spliceosome.
UUUUCAUUCGUUAUUUGAUGUUUUGAUGAUAAUUUUGAUAUUUAGCUUUAAUAAUUUAAUUAAUAAAUAAGUUUAAUAAGAAAUCGAAUAGAUUUUUUAUUUUUUACAGCAUAUAUUGAGCUUUUGAAUUCAUAAUAUGGAUUCUGAUCUUUAUGAUGAGUUUGGUAAUUACAUUGGACCAGAAUUGGAAUCUGAUGAAGAGGAAGAAGAACAGCCGCCGUCUCCUGAGCCAGAACCUCAGGACAUUGAUAUGAUUGAGGAGAGUGAAGAUGGACCAGAAGAACCGGGUAUGAGCGUUGUUUUACAUGAAGAUAAACGUUACUAUCCUAGUGCUGUUGAAGUGUAUGGUCCUGACGUGGAAACAUUAGUUCAAGAAGAAGAUGAAUUACCAUUGACAGUGCCAUUGGUUGCUCCUGUUAAACAGCAUAAUUUCCAAAUCAAAGAACAACAUUUGCCCAACACAACAUAUAAUAUGGAGUAUUUGGCAGAUUUAAUGGAUGUUGCAGGCUUAGUGCGAAAUGUUGCAUUGGUUGGACAUCUUCACCACGGCAAGACCAGCUUAGUAGAUUGUUUAGUUCGUCAAACCCAUCCAGACUUGGGACAAUUAAAUUUAGAUUCAGCAGAUGCUGAUUUGAUGCGCUACACAGAUACUUUAAUGACUGAACGUCAAAGAGGUGUUAGUAUUAAAGCAACUCCUGUAACAUUAGUUUUACCUGAUGUUAAUUCUAAAUCAUACUUAAUGAACAUUUUUGAUACACCUGGUCAUGUUAAUUUUUCUGAUGAAGUAACAGCUGCCCUUAGAAUUUGUGAUGGAGCUGUAAUAUUUGUUGAUGCUGCAGAGGGUGUUAUGUUAAAUACAGAACGUCUGAUAAAACAUGCUAUACAAGAGAAAAUUGCAAUUACUAUUUGUGUGAAUAAAAUUGACAGACUUAUGUUGGAGCUUAAACUUCCUCCUCAAGAUGCAUAUUACAAAAUUAAACAUAUAAUUGAUGAAGUAAAUUCCCUGUUAAGUUUACAUUCGCAGAAUGAUCCAUCGCGCAUUGUUUCACCAGUUAUAGGAAAUGUUUGUUUUGCAUCAGCUCAAUAUGCUGUUUGUUUCACAUUAAAGUCAUUUGCUAAACUUUAUGCAAAUCAUUAUCCUAAUGUUAAGGUUGACAGUUUUUCAAAAGUUUUAUGGGGUGAUGUUUACUUUAAUCCGAAAACUAGAAAAUUCUCCAAAAAAUCUCCUCAUAACAGCGCACAAAGAAGUUUUGUUGAGUUCAUAUUAGAACCAUUAUAUAAAUUAUUUGCUCAAGUAAUUGGUGAUGUAGACACGACUCUCCCUGAUGUUUUGGAUGAACUUGGAAUUAAACUAACAAAACGUGAAAUGAAUAUUAAUAUACGACCACUAUUACGCCUCGUUUGUGGACGCUUCUUAAAUGAUCUCAGUGGUUUUGUGGACAUGUGUGUUAAUCAUAUACCUUCACCAGCGGAAAAUGCAAAAAAUAAAAUAGAUACAAUUUAUACUGGUCCUCAAGACACUGAACUAGCUAAGGACAUGCUUGAUUGCAAUCCAGAUGGUCGUUUAAUGGUGCAUAGUACUAAAAUGUAUCCUACUGAUGAUUGUACCUUCUUCCAAGUAUUAGCUCGAGUAAUGAGUGGGACACUGCAUGCUGGACAAGAAGUAAAAGUUUUAGGUGAAAACUAUUCUUUGGUUGAUGAAGAAGAUUCUAGAGUAAUGACAGUUGGAAGAUUAUGGGUACAUGAAGCUAGAUAUAAAGUUGAAGUAAAUAGAGUACCAGCUGGCAAUUGGGUUCUAAUUGAAGGCAUUGACCAACCAAUUGUUAAAACUGCAACAAUAACAGAUUUAAUAACAACUGACGAUUUAUAUAUAUUCAGACCAUUAAAAUUCAACACUCAGUCUGUUAUAAAGAUUGCAGUUGAACCUGUAAAUCCAUCUGAACUACCCAAAAUGUUGGAUGGUUUGAGAAAAGUCAAUAAGUCUUAUCCUCUACUUAUUACUCGUGUUGAAGAAUCUGGCGAACACGUUAUACUUGGCACUGGUGAAUUGUACUUAGAUUGUGUAAUGCACGAUUUAAGAAAGAUGUAUUCAGAAAUUGAUAUAAAAGUGGCAGAUCCAGUUGUUGCUUUUUGUGAAACUGUUGUUGAUACAUCAUCUUUAAAAUGUUUUGCUGAAACUCCAAACAAACGCAAUAAGAUAACAAUGAUUGCAGAACCAUUAGAAAAAGGCCUUGCUGAAGAUAUUGAAAACCAAGUGGUUGACAUUGCAUGGGACAAGAAAAAAAUUGGUGAAUUUUUCCAAUCUAAAUAUGAUUGGGAUUUACUUGCAGCUCGUUCCAUAUGGGCAUUUGGUCCCGAUACUACUGGCCCUAAUAUUCUUGUAGAUGAUACUCUACCAUCUGAAGUUGACAAAAAUAUUCUUAGAUCUAUUAAGGAUUCUAUUGUUCAAGGUUUUCAAUGGGGUACUAGAGAGGGACCAUUAUGUGAAGAACCAAUUCGUAAUGUUAAAUUUAAAAUAUUAGAUGCAGUUAUUGCCCCUGAACCAUUACAUAGAGGAGGAGGACAAAUUAUUCCAACUGCUCGUAGAGUAGCUUACUCAGCAUUUCUUAUGGCAACACCUCGGUUGAUGGAACCAUAUCUGUAUGUUGAAGUCCAAGCUCCAGCAGAUUGUGUUUCUGCUGUAUAUACUGUAUUGGCUAAGAGAAGAGGACACGUAACACAAGAUGCUCCUGUUCCAGGAUCACCACUUUAUACCAUCAAAGCUUUUAUUCCUGCGAUUGAUUCAUUUGGUUUUGAAACUGAUUUACGUACUCAUACUCAAGGUCAAGCUUUUUGUUUGUCUGUAUUCCAUCAUUGGCAGAUUGUCCCCGGUGAUCCACUUGAUAAAAGUAUAGUUAUCAAACCUUUGGAACCACAACCCGCUACACAUCUGGCUCGAGAAUUUAUGGUAAAAACUCGGAGGAGAAAAGGCUUAAGUGAGGAUGUUUCCAUAAAUAAAUUCUUUGACGAUCCUAUGUUAUUAGAAUUAGCCAGACAAGAUGUAUCUCUUAAUUACCCUAUGUAAUAAGUUUUAGUUUUGAUAAAAUUAUACAUUUUCUUUACUGUUUGUAUUAAUAUAUGUAAAAUAAAAAUAAUUAAAGCAUUA